This is a messenger RNA of Meloidogyne enterolobii, 301 nucleotides long. NCBI's taxonomy places the organism in Eukaryota, Metazoa, Nematoda, Chromadorea, Rhabditida, Meloidogynidae. The record is from the annotation of a GenBank genome assembly.
UCCAUACAACCGAAUUUUUUUUCAAUUUUUUAUCCGUUCCCUCUUUCCGUUCAUUUUUUUUCUCCCGCAAAGUGAUGGUGGAAGUAAUCCGACCUUUUUCCUUUCCAGCCUUUUCAUCUUCUACCAGCCGCGUUUUUAUUUAUUUUCCUUUAAAAAUAAUCGUCCAUAAAAAGAACCGGAUAGACUGGACAGUUUUUAUGUUCUUUUUUUGCGCAAGGUCUGCGGUCUACUAUUUUAUAUGUAUGUACAUAUAUGUGUAUAUACAACUCUAAAUUCGCUCAAAAUUUUAUUUUUCAUUUUU